Xylaria bambusicola is the source of this 1711-nucleotide messenger RNA. RefSeq lists its product as uncharacterized. The record is from RefSeq and is a predicted model, not a curated record. The transcript has 2 exons. Bases 457 to 1104 code for a protein of 215 amino acids. Lineage: Eukaryota; Fungi; Ascomycota; Sordariomycetes; Xylariales; Xylariaceae.
CCCAUACCCCAUACCGGAUAGCCCGGCGUAGCGUGCACUCGCCCACUUAACCCUCCCACCCACCAAGCCAUCUACACUUUUACCACGUCAACCUUCAGCCAUCAUCAGGUCAGCCUGGCUACCUGUGCCAGCAGUUCACCCAGUCGUAGUCGGAUUGUCUACUUACUCACAGCAUCGGCCCAUCUCGCUGCAUCACUUCAUCGCCUCAUCUUACCUGCCGCCCGCCAAAAUGCCUACUACCUACAGUGUGACCCAUGCCCGGCACGUGCUACAUCCAAGCUGGUCGUCAAUGCUCGUCAUGCCGAACGAUCUACUGCGAGAGUGAUUGCGCGAUGCUACGGGUCCCAUGCCCAUCACCAAGACGACUUUAGGGAAUCGUCGUAGCCGAGGCAGUCUGGACAGUCUCUAUCCGACUUAACGCUCCCCUACCCUCUUAAUCGCGCCGAUCUAGUAGCCAUGGACCGCGUACUAAAGUCAUACGAUUUCGAGGUCUGCUAUGACGCGACAGUCGUUCACAAGCCCCAUGCUCCAGAACUUCUCGACGGAAAAGCAACAGACCGCAAGUUCCACGCCCUCGGUUCCGCCCUAGAGUCGAGCAUCCAAAACAAGCCACUCAUGCUCGGUCGUUUGUUCGCUGCUGCCAUGAGUCAACAAGUCGCGCUUAAGACUAUGUGGGAACUGGCACCUCGACGCCCGUCGCCAAACUCUGGUGAGCCUCUGGUCGAGAGCAUCAUGGAACCACUGACGGUUCGUAUCGAUGGUCUAGAUCUAACAAAACCGGCUACCUGGUGGGCCGAGACGGACGAUCCUCGCGACGAAUGGAUCCAGAGGUUCAACGGAAACGUGGCCGACGUUCUGGUCCCGGUAAUUCAAGCGUGCAAGGUUGGAAGCCAAAGGAUUAAGCAGGAUCAUGGUCAAAAUCUAUGCCACGCUUGUCGCUUGCAGGGAACCCACUGGAUGAGAGACAUAGAAAGCAUGGGAAGAGCUGUGCUAUUCUACCUAUAUGCAAGGCAACCGGGAUUCCAGCAACUUGGGGCUUCCGUAAAAUUUUAUAGGUCAAUUAAUACAUGCUCACUUAACCCCGUUGAUUGCAUAUUCUACUGAUUCUGAACUGCAACUUUGGUUCGUAGGUAGUGCAACAAUGUGUUAGAGGGUGCAUAUGAGAAGGAAACGACUAUUUAUCUUUUGCUGUCAUAGACUUGUUGUAGUAUCUAGAGUAUGAUGGACCGGUAGCGGAUCAUAUGCGUUUGUUUAUGCCAGGGCACCGCUGCCCCAUCACCUGUUGCUGCAUGAUGCGCAUAGUGUCUAGAAAGCGAAGCGGCGUCUGCCUCGAAGGUGUGGAUGGAAGUGUUUGACCGAACCUCUUUUAAAACUUGCAUGUAUAUAGCAUUAUUGAUUGCAUGAGCGUCGCUCGGAUUAAUGAUGACAGUUCCCUCUGGCAGCCACGCGCUAUUAGGACCUAAUUAAGGAGAGGGGCAGAGCUACCUAGGUGUUGAAGAGCCCUGUUGAGGCUCAGUUAUAGGAGCCCGGCAGAGCUUCCCGGAGCCGCCCAUGCUGAGAAACUGCGCUAGUGAUGCCUGGGUGGUAGCCCACAGUUUUCAAGCGUCGACACCACCAGCCACCUGUCAGAAUUGAGGGUUAAUUUAGAUGGAUUACCGCGGGCUAAUACGUCAGGGGGUGAGCAGGGACUGCUCAACCCCUGUGAACCCGC